AUAACAUCAAUGAUGUAAAGUUUGUGCAAUGAAAGAAUAGAAGCGCCGCUUGAUUCAACUUUAUGAUAGUAACGUUAUUCAGAGGAAAUUGGAAGUUCCCCGUUGAAAAGAAGUUAUCCUGCUAGUUUAUCGCGGUUCACCACAUUAGGUUGCUGAGGCCAGGAAUUUAUUGGUUUCUACGAUGAAAGUGGCACACUUAUGUUUGUUAUAUAUUUUGUUGACAGCCUGUGUGCUGGUAAACACGUUUGAACUGUUCAUAACGGCGGCUGUCGGUGUGGCUCUCGGGAGGAUGAUCUGGAAUUACUUACAAACUGAAACAUGCGAUCCGAAAUGGACAGCCAUCAAUGCAGCAGGUCUCCAGGCUGACCUGGAAAGCAAUCUGUUCGGACAGCACAUUGCCUCACGCAUCGUCCUGAAAGCUGUGAGUGGAUUCAUGAGCAACGACAACCCGAAAAAGCCUCUGGUGUUGUCUCUGCACGGAUGGACGGGCACAGGGAAGAACUAUGUUAGCAAGCUGAUUGCUGAAAACAUUUAUAAGAAGGGAAUGGACAGCAGCUUUGUUCAUAUUUUCAUCUCUAGUUACCACUUCCCACAUAAAAGUGAAAUUAAGACCUACAAGUCUCAGUUACAGCAGCGAAUCAAAGACAGUGUCACCAACUGUGCACGCUCCAUAUUCAUCUUUGAUGAGAUGGACAAGAUGCAUCCUGGAUUGAUUGACAGCAUAAAGCCGUUCCUGGAGUACCACAACAAUCUGGAUGGAGUUUCUUUUCGUAAGGCCAUCUUCAUCUUCCUUAGCAAUGGUGGAGGAGAGCUCAUCAAACAGACAGCUUUUGACUUCUGGAAAGCACAACGAGGUCGAGAAGAGAUUGAGCUGAAAGACCUGGAAACAUCUAUCUCUGAAUCUGCAUUUAAAAAUGGUGGCUUGUGGAAUUCAGAUUUAAUUUACAAGAACCUGGUGGACUUCUUUGUCCCGUUUCUGCCUCUGGAGAAACGGCACGUUAUCCAGUGUAUCAAGGCCGCGAUGAGAGCCAGAGGAUGUCCACCAGACCAGAAUGUGGCCGACAAGAUGGUCGAAGAUUUAGUUUAUGUCCCCAAACCUGAGAGCGUUUUCUCUGCCAAAGGCUGCAAGACAAUAGAGAGCAAAUUGGACUACUACUUCGAAUGUAAGCCUCUGCAGGAUGCACAAGGUUAAUAUUUAUAGUUAAUAUUUAUUUAGGGGGUACUCACACUUGGCAAUCCAUACCUUGCCCGAGCACAUUUAACCCCCACAGUGUGGUUCGUUUAACCAGUGUGAUCACUGUGCUGAACUGUGCCCGGGCCCGCUCGAAGAGGUGGGCUCAAACACGGUUAAGCUGUCCGUGCGAUAUUUACUACCAGCUAUUUGCUUCGACAACCCAGCUGUGAUCUAACAUUAACAUAGCUAUCCUUAUUAGAUAGGCUCAUUUCAUGCUUGCUAUUAACUUUUUUGACAGUGUUGUGUUGGUGAGAUUUGUGCAGCUGUGUUCAUGAGAAAGAGAGAGAGAGAAAGAGAGAGAGAGCGGGAGCUAGCAAGCAAGUGAGACGAAGUGCUGAGUGAAUAUAUAUGCGGCACGUAGCUCUGCAGUCAAAUACAAUUUUAAAUAGGCCUGGUAAAAAAACACACAAAUAAAUCAAUGUAUGGGAAACAAUGGAGUGAUGACUUAAACAUUCUCCAGCUUGGAUCUUUAGGUGCAACGUGAGUGCAGGCCAGCUGGGGGAGUGGUCCGGGGUACAAUUGUUCUCAGGCAUGGGACAAGGCAACCGGGCCUAGUGUGAGUACGCCCUUAGUUAACAAAGAAAAAUGCCCUUGACUGAGGAGAGGAAGGCAAACGAAGCCUUCACACAGUACUUGUAUCUUUGCACAGUACUAGUAAAGGUUUUAGACAGGUGUGGUAAAUUAGGAAUGCUUUCAAAAAAGACAUUAGUAGAUUGUAUUUAUCAAUUAACAAAAUACAAAGUGAGUUAACAGAAGAAAAAUCUAAAUCAAAUCAAUUUUGGUGUGACCACCCAUUUCCUAUUUUGCUAAUGUAUGUAUGCUAAUGAAAUGUGUGUGCCAUAUAUGUCCAGUGCAGGGAUUGGUCGAAGGUUUAUGUGUAUAAGGAGGUUUACUAUCUGAGUCUCUAAGAAUAAUAAAUGAUUGGCUGCUGUGUGAUUCAUAAACGGAAAUAUUGGAUUGCAUCAAACAUUAAUGCAUAAUAUUGUGUCUGUAUGGCAAAUCUAUAAAGAGAAAGAAGUGUAUGAAAGAAGGAGGCCUGCAGAAUCAAGAUGUUGGCCGACUCUUAUUUAUGUGUCUUGUUCUUGAAUCGCAUGUCACUGUUAUCUGGAGCAGAGCGGGACAACGACAGGAUUUGUCACAUUUCUGUUACUUUUAUAUGAUAUUGCACUAACUAGAGAUAACUAGAGAGAGGCUCGACUCGCCUCGACUCGCCUCGCUUUUGUUUGGUUUUUCAUUGUGGAAAAGUUGCACCUGCUUCCGGGUACUUUUUGUCGUAUCACCACCUUCGAGGUUCCAAGCGAGCUGAGGCGAUACUAAUUUGUGAGGUGAAAACACGGCAGACUAUUGAUUGGUCAGAGAGAAUUGUCACAAAUCACUGCGUCAUUAUUGCGUACGCAAGACAGAGGCCAGCAACAGAAAGUUUUAUAUUUAACAGUUUUUGCAUGUAAUUUCAUCACUAAAUCCACUUCUGCAAAGUUUUGAGGUGAGAAACCAACUGUGUAGAUUUCGAAUAUUGACAGUUUUACGAAAAGUGAUGGUGGAACAAAAAGAGAGACGAGGAGUUCCACAAGUGGCGGCGGGGGAAGCCUGCACCAACCGGGAGGAGCUCCUGAAGCCGGCCAGCCGCCCGCUCAUAGGGCCUGAUUUACUAAAGGUUUGCGUGAUGAGGGAUUAUGAUAGCAUGAUUUUUGUAUUACUCAGGGUAACCAAAAUUAUUGUGUUUUCUUAUAUUGAUCUCUGAUGUAUUUUAUAGGUAGAAGUUUAUAUGUUGGUUUAUCAUGUAUUAAACUAGACCUGAUGUGUGUGUUUUUUGGAGAGGUGCAGAACAGGGGGUCACUGCAUGAUCAGAUAAGGACACCCCUCACAAUGGGUGAGGGGUAGUUUGGAAUGUGGUACAAACAUCUCUUCUCCAAGAUAUCUCAUUUCAGGAACUACGCUCAUAAUCUGCCAAGCAACAGCAUGGCGAUUCGUGGAGUCAGAGGACAAACAUUGGGGUCAGAGGAUUUGGGCCAAUCAUGGACUGACCUACACUUUUGUUUUAUUGUUUUAUGACAUGAUGAUGUAUACUAAAACACUGGGUCAGGGAGAGAUAGCCAGUCAGACUUCAUGAACUGAUACAGCUUGUUGUUUGUCAGAGAAAGGAAGAUCGACCCAGAGCUCUAUUAGCUUUAUUCAUUUACUUGUAAUAAAACUGAUUAACUUGGACCAAAAACAUCUUCUCCUAUUGCUUCAUGAAAGAACACGCAG
Molecule: messenger RNA, 3481 nt
Organism: Micropterus salmoides (largemouth bass)
Lineage: Eukaryota; Metazoa; Chordata; Actinopteri; Centrarchiformes; Centrarchidae
Product: torsin-1A-like
Exons: 5
Coding region: 182-1192 (336 amino acids)
Biological process (GO): protein localization to nucleus; nuclear membrane organization
Cellular component (GO): endoplasmic reticulum; nuclear envelope; endoplasmic reticulum lumen
Molecular function (GO): ATP binding; ATP hydrolysis activity; kinesin binding
Source: RefSeq, a predicted model, not a curated record